This is a messenger RNA of Spodoptera frugiperda (fall armyworm), 6875 nucleotides long. RefSeq lists its product as uncharacterized. Gene Ontology annotation, molecular function: DNA binding. NCBI's taxonomy places the organism in Eukaryota, Metazoa, Arthropoda, Insecta, Lepidoptera, Noctuidae. The record is from RefSeq and is a predicted model, not a curated record.
GUUUGGCCGCGAAGCGACAUGGCCGCGCGCGGUUACAACACUACGCGCGCUCGUGUUUUCACUCAAACCUCACGAAAAUCGCCAUAUUGUUUCAUUGUCAACUAUUAUUUAUAAUUACCAAAACAUUUCCUCAACUAAACAUUGUGAAAAUUCCGUUUAAACUCCAAAUAUAAACGUAUUAUGUCAAUCGGUAGAUGUCACCAUUACCAGUUAACGAUAAUUAUUGUAAUAUUUUAUUAUUUAUCUCGCUUUAUCACGAUCAACGAUUCGUUGCGGACGUGUGUGUCAAUUUGAAAAAUCGGAAAUUGUGUGUUUUAAAUAAUUAAAUAAGUACGUAUGUCUGUGUACAUUAAAAAUACGUGUGCGCGAGUGUUACUAAAAAUAUUACAUUCGUGAAAAUAACAAUUUUAGUGUUAUAAUAAUCUGUGUUGUGAUAAUUUUAGUGCAAUGUUCUUGUGCGUCCGUUGAAAAGGAAUGCAUUUAUGUAUAAAAAGCCAUUGUUUUUAAUAAAUAUUCUCGCAAAAUGUGUGUGAUUGUGUAGUGAUGAAUUAUCCUUUGUGUAUCGGAUUGUAAAAAUGGAUAAACCCUCAUUCAAGCUGGUGGGAGCCCCGUGUGGCCAGCACGGCCAGUACACCUUCUACAAGGCGCUCCGGCUAACGGGACCCUCGGAGAAGAUCAUAGCCAUCGGGGACUUCUUCUUCGUCAAGGUCUGGCAGGAUUCAGAGCUGGUGUCUAUAGGCGAGCUCCAACUACUAUGGACGGACCGCGUCUCCGACCAGACGCUGGUCAGUCUGCGGCUGUACUUCAUGCCGGAGAACACUCCGGAAGGCAGGGGUCUACAUGGCGAGGACGAGGUGCUAGCCAUCAACGACAAGGUGGUGCUCCGAGCCGAGGACCUGCUGACCUGGAUGUGUGUGGGCACGGAGUGGCGCUGGGGCCUCCGCGCGGUGUGGCGCGGCGCCUGCGCCCCCCCCGCAGACAUGCCGCGACACGCUCCCCUCGCACACAGCAAGCUGGACUUCAGUGAUGUCGAUAGUGAGAAGAGUACUAUUGAAGUGGACGCGGAAGCUCCAGGCGUGGUGGUGUUCUCGUACCCUCGCUACUGCCGGUACCGGGCGCUGAUAGCGCGCCUGGAGGGCAUCCAGGCCACCUGGCUGAGGGACUCGCUGGUAGCCGCCCUCGGCGGGUACGCUGCACCCACUAAAAACACCAGGAUUUUGUAUUGCAAGGACACAUUUGAAUACCCUGAACUAGAAGGCCACGAGUUCGUGUGCAACCACCUGGCGCCCCGGCUGAAGGGCCGCCCGCGCGGCCGCCGGCGCCGCGCCACCACCCCCGACGACAGAGACCACGACCCCGCCUCCGAUAGGUCCGACUCCGACGACCAGAGGCCCAACACUGCUUCUGAUCCACCGACCCCUCGCCGCCUGUCCCUCCGCAACGGCGGCGGUCCUCAGAGCGAGGAAGAGGAUGAAGAGUACCGGCGCGUGGAACACACUCCCGAGGACCUCGCCUUCCUGCAUCAGCUCAAGACGUUCUACAAGAGCCGCUGUGAAACCUUCAAAAAUGAUCGAAGUUUGAAGAAUUUGUCGCUGCGCGCGCUGUACGCGGGCGUGGUGUCCCGCGGCGGGUACGAGGCCGUGUGCCGCCUGCGGCUGUGGCGGGACCUGCACAGGGAACAACCCGCCAGGACAAGGAGGCACUACGAGAGAUUCCUCCUCCCAUUCGAGAACCACGAACGAAACAACGGCGUGUCCCUCCCAUACAAACACAACGGGAAGCUAGAGGAACCGCGCACCAUCGCCACCAUCGACGUCACCGACUCCCCCUCCGGGACGACGACGUCAAGGUACUGCGCACCCUCCCCCUCCCCCAAACUCGACACCGACAAGGGGGACAAACAAGACGUCGACUGCGAAACGGGAGAGGUGAAUACCAAAGAUGAAGUUAUAGUAAAAAACGCAGAAGAGUUAAAUAGAGAGUUUCUAGACUCUCUACCUAAAGAGGAGAAGUUGGUGAAGAUAUCUGUGAAACCGGUGGAGAAGUUGAUAGAGCCGUCUGUUAAACUGUUGGAGGGGGACGCUAAAGUGGGGGGCGAGGAGGGGAAGGACUUUAGCCAGAAUUAUCUGAAUGACUUACAGAAGUAUAGUAUGGGAGCGGACAUGUCCCGCGCGCCCCCCAUGAACGGCCACAGCGGGCCCGCACCCACCGACCUGAAGUUAUCCCGUCCAGUGGGCCGUAGUUCUCUGCGCGCCGUGCGGGUCAAACCGACCCGGCCCCACACACACACUCCCGCACAUACACCGCCAGUCCCUGCCCUGAGCGACAGUGCCGGCGCCGGCGCAGGUCGCCCGCGGACCAACUUCGGGAUACUGCACACGCACACUAACGCACACGACGACGACAUCGUCGAGGUCCCGUACAAACCGAAAACACCAGAAAUCAUCGACUUGGACGAGUACCCCGAGAGCCCGCAAGCUGUGAAGAAGAAGAAACUAGACAUACUCAAGGAGAGGGGGCUCGAGGUCACCGCGCUCCCCCCCUGGCAGGGGGUGGCCCCCCACAUGGUGCCGCCCCCCAUCAUCCUCAACCCCACGGUCCAGCAUCAGAUCAUGACUCCAGCGCAACUGUUCCACAUGUACAACAUUAUUCCUAAUUAUGCAAAUGGGGUGCAACCCCCUAAAGUAAUCCAAGCGUCCUCAAUCUUCGGCAACACGGGGCCCGAGAAAACUGUGUACGGGAACCCCAAGGACCCCUUCAUGCCGCCCCCCCACGUCCUCCACGGCGCCCCCGUCAAACCCCUAAGAGCUCCCCCUACACAACCAACCCCCCAAGACAUUUUAGACCUGACUUGUAAGUCCACAAGCCCGUCACCCCCAAAACCAGCUGUGGAGAUAGUAAGAGUCCCCCCAUCGCCAUCCCCCAACCACACCCCUCAGAAUUUAACUAAAAACUACACGUUAGUCGAUGGCAAAGCGGUGGUGGGGUCGAAUCUAGAAAUAACACUAGUAAAUAAAGCGUCAAGUCCUAAUAAAAACAGGCCCCCCCAAAAACGGUCAAGUAAUGGCAAAUUUAUGUCUACGAAAACACCGACUCCCCCCAAGGAGACGUACCCCAAGUAUACAUCUCCUGGUACGACGAAAAAACCCACUAUCACCAUCCCCAGCUACCAAGUUAGAGACGACUCCCCCACUGGUCACAUACACAGUCAAAAUCAAAUUCAAAAUCAAAGUCAGAGUCAGAAUUUAGCUCAAUUGAUGGAGUUGCAGAAGAAUUCUGUCCCUAUGUCUUCGUUCAUGGAGCCCUACAUGGCGUUAUACAGUAGCUUGGGGACUAUGGACCAGCGGCAGCUCGCGUACCUCAUGUCGAACCAGCUUCGAUACCCGGGCCUGUUAAACUUAGGGGUCGCCACCCCCACAACGAAGAAUUUGUCGCUGCGCGCGCUGUACGCGGGCGUGGUGUCCCGCGGCGGGUACGAGGCCGUGUGCCGCCUGCGGCUGUGGCGGGACCUGCACAGGGAACAACCCGCCAGGACAAGGAGGCACUACGAGAGAUUCCUCCUCCCAUUCGAGAACCAUGAACGAAACAACGGCGUGUCCCUCCCAUACAAACACAACGGGAAGCUAGAGGAACCGCGCACCAUCGCCACCAUCGACGUCACCGACUCCCCCUCCGGGACGACGACGUCAAAGUACUGCGCACCCCUCCCCCUCCCCCAAACUCGACACCGACAAGGGGGACAAACAAGACGUCGACUGCGAAACGGGGAGGUCAAUACCAAAGAUGAAGUUAUAGUAAAAAACGCAGAAGAGUUAAAUAGAGAGUUUCUAGACUCUCUACCUAAAGAGGAGAAGUUGGUGAAGAUAUCUGUGAAACCGGUGGAGAAGUUGAUAGAGCCGUCUGUUAAACUGUUGGAGGGGGACGCUAAAGUGGGGGGUGAGGAGGGGAAGGACUUUAGCCAGAACUAUCUGAAUGACUUACAGAAGUAUAGUAUGGGAGCGGACAUGUCCCGCGCGCCCCCCAUGAACGGACACAGCGGGCCCGCACCCACCGACCUGAAGUUAUCCCGUCCAGUGGGCCGUAGUUCUCUGCGCGCCGUGCGGGUCAAACCGACCCGGCCCCACACACACACUCCCGCACAUACACCGCCAGUCCCUGCCCUGAGCGACAGUGCCGGCGCCGGCGCAGGUCGCCCGCGGACCAACUUCGGGAUACUGCACACGCACACUAACGCACACGACGACGACAUCGUCGAGGUCCCGUACAAACCGAAAACUCCAGAAAUCAUCGACUUGGACGAGUACCCCGAGAGCCCGCAGGCUGUGAAGAAGAAGAAACUAGACAUACUCAAGGAGAGGGGGCUCGAGGUCACCGCGCUCCCCCCCUGGCAGGGGGUGGCCCCCCACAUGGUGCCGCCCCCCAUCAUCCUCAACCCCUCGGUCCAGCAUCAGAUCAUGACUCCGGCGCAACUGUUCCACAUGUACAACAUUAUUCCUAAUUACGCGAAUGGGGUGCAACCCCCUAAAGUAAUCCAAGCGUCCUCGAUAUUCGGCAACACGGGGCCCGAGAAAACUGUCUACGGCAACCCGAAGGACCCCUUCAUGCCGCCCCCCCACGUCCUCCACGGGGCCCCCGUCAAACCCCUAAGAGCUCCCCCUACACAACCAACCCCCCAAGACAUUUUAGACCUGACUUGUAAGUCCACAAGCCCGUCCCCUCCUAAACCAGCUGUGGAGAUAGUAAGAGUCCCCCCAUCGCCAUCCCCGAACCACACCCCUCAGAAUUUAACUAAAAACUACACGUUAGUCGAUGGCAAAGCGGUGGUGGGGUCCAAUCUAGAAAUAACCCUAGUAAAUAAAGCGUCAAGUCCUAAUAAAAACAGGCCCCCCCAAAAACGGUCAAGUAAUGGCAAAUUUAUGUCUACGAAAACCCCGACUCCCCCCAAGGAGACGUACCCCAAGUAUACAUCCCCUGGUACGACGAAAAAACCCACUAUCACCAUCCCCAGCUACCAAGUUAGAGACGACUCCCCCACUGGUCACAUUCACAGUCAAAAUCAAAUUCAAAAUCAAAGUCAGAGUCAGAAUUUAGCUCAAUUGAUGGAGUUGCAAAAGAAUUCUGUUCCGAUGUCUUCGUUCAUGGAGCCCUACAUGGCGUUAUACAGUAGCUUGGGUACUAUGGACCAGCGGCAGCUCGCGUACCUCAUGUCGAACCAGCUUCGAUACCCGGGCCUGUUAAAUUUAGGGGUCGCCACCCCCACAACGAAGAAUUUGUCGCUCCGCGCUCUAUACCAGGGCGUGGUGUCCCGCGGCGGGUACGAGGCCGUGUGCCGCCUGCGGCUGUGGCGGGACCUGCACAGGGAACAACCCGCCAGGACAAGGAGGCACUACGAGAGAUUCCUCCUCCCAUUCGAGAACCACGAACGAAACAACGGCGUGUCCCUCCCAUACAAACACAACGGGAAGCUAGAGGAACCGCGCACCAUCGCCACCAUCGACGUCACCGACUCCCCCCUCCGGGACGACGACGUCAAGGUACUGCGCACCCCCUCCCCCUCCCCCAAACCCGAACCCGACAAGGGGGACAAACAAGACGUCGACUGCGAAACGGGAGAGGUUAAUACCAAAGAUGAAGUUAUAGUAAAAAACGCAGAAGAGUUAAAUAGAGAGUUUCUAGACUCUCUACCUAAAGAGGAGAAGUUGGUGAAGAUAUCUGUGAAACCUGUGGAGAAGUUGAUAGAGCCGUCUGUUAAACUGUUGGAGGGGGACGCCAAAGUGGGGGGUGAGGAGGGGAAGGACUUUAGCCAGAAUUAUCUGAAUGACUUACAGAAGUAUAGUAUGGGAGCGGACAUGUCCCGCGCGCCCCCCAUGAACGGACACAGCGGGCCCGCACCCACCGACCUGAAGUUAUCCCGUCCAGUGGGCCGUAGUUCUCUGCGCGCCGUGCGGGUCAAACCGACCCGGCCCCACACACACACUCCCGCACAUACACCGCCAGUCCCCGCCCUGAGCGACAGUACCGGCGCCGGCGCAGGUCGCCCGCGGACCAACUUCGGGAUACUACACACGCACACUAACGCACACGAUGACGAUAUCGUCGAGGUCCCGUACAAACCGAAAACUCCAGAAAUCAUCGACUUGGACGAAGGGGGCUCGAGGUCACCGCGCUCCCCCUGGCAGGGGGUGGCCCCCCACAUGGUGCCGCCCCCCAUCAUCCUCAACCCCACUGUCCAGCAUCAGAUCAUGACUCCAGCGCAACUGUUCCACAUGUACAACAUUAUUCCUAAUUAUGCAAAUGGGGUGCAACCCCCGAAAGUAAUCCAAGCGUCCUCAAUAUUCGGUAACACGGGGCCCGAGAAAACUGUGUACGGGAACCCGAAGGACCCCUUCAUGCCGCCCCCCCACGUCCUCCACGGGGCCCCCGUCAAACCCCUAAGAGCUCCCCCUACACAACCAACCCCCCAAGACAUUUUAGACCUGACUUGUAAGUCCACAAGCCCGUCCCCUCCUAAACCAGCUGUGGAGAUAGUAAGAGUCCCCCCAUCGCCAUCCCCCAACCACACCCCUCAGAAUUUAACUAAAAACUACACGUUAGUCGAUGGCAAAGCGGUAGUGGGGUCCAAUCUAGAAAUAACACUAGUAAAUAAAGCGUCAAGUCCUAAUAAAAACAGGCCCCCCAAAAACGGUCAAGUAAUGGCAAGUUUAUGUCUACGAAAACCCCGACUCCCCCCAAGGAGACGUACCCCAAGUAUACAUCCCCUGGUACGACGAAAAAACCCACUAUCACCAUCCCCAGCUACCAAGUCAGAGACGACUCCCCCACCCACAUUCACAGUCAAAAUCAAAUUCAAAAUCAAAGUCAGAGUCAGAAUUUAG